Molecule: messenger RNA, 2131 nt
Organism: Striga asiatica
Lineage: Eukaryota; Viridiplantae; Streptophyta; Magnoliopsida; Lamiales; Orobanchaceae
Source: the annotation of a GenBank genome assembly
UUUUUCCGCCUUGUUUUCUGUUUGGGAUCGGCCUUGACCUGUCUACCCUUGCCGCCGACCGCCGUGUGCCCGUCAGGACACCUUUUUUGUUGAUUCAAUGAGAAAUCAAGUCCUUUGAUGGCCGGCAAUCCUCAGUCUCAGCAUCGUUGCGUUUUUGUUGGGAAUAUACCCUAUGAUGCUACUGAAGAACAACUUGUUCAAAUAUGCGAGGAGGUUGGUCCAGUCGUUUCCUUUAGAUUAGUUAUUGAUAGAGAUACUGGAAAACCAAAGGGUUAUGGGUUUUGUGAGUACAAGGACGAAGAGACUGCUCUAAGUGCUCGUCGUAAUCUUCAGGGCUAUGAGAUAAAUGGUCGGCAGCUAAGGGUUGACUUUGCUGAGAAUGACAAGAAUGCUGACAGGAAUCGUGAACAGGGUCGUGGUGGUCCUGGUAUUCCCUCAAAUGUUGAUCCUUUAAAACAAUUGGGCGGUCCAGCUGGACAAUCCAGUCUUCACCAGCCAAUGGGGGACUCAGUUGCUGUGGCUGCUGCAACUGUCAUGGCAGGAGCUCUUGGGUCUGGUCAGGUUGCUAGCACACUCAAUCAGAUCGGACUUCAAAGUCGGCCCAUGUUGGGAACUGAUCCUCUGACUCAUCAUUUGGCCAAAUUUUCAAGGAGUCAGCUGAUAGAGGUUAUGUCUGCAUUAAAGGUAAUGGCUAUACAAAAUAAAGAACAGGCACGGCAGCUCUUACAUGCCACCCCAAACUUGCCUAAUGCUCUUUUUCAGUUGCAGAUGCCCAAUAUUCGGCAAGCCUCUGCUCAACAAGUUCACCCUCUCAUGCAAAGUGCUCAGACUCUUCCUGGACUUCCUCCACUUCCCCAAAACAAAGUGCAGUCAGAUUUGCUGCCUUAUGCCCAGGAAAAUCGAGUGUUGACUGGUGUACCAAACCAGAAAGCUGCAAUUCAGCAACUUUCUACGAUACCUCAAAUUCAACUUCCACAGUUAGUGCAGAACCAAGUCUUACAGCCACGUCCCAAUUCAGCAUAUGAUCACCCAAUGCCUCAGAAUGCAGGCCCUUCUCUCAUUAUAAAUCCACGGUUGCCAGCUGCAGGCUUUCAGACGACUAACAGCAAUCAUAAAUUAGUGUUUGGAGAUGGCAGCAACAACAACAUACCCAGUAUAUUCCCAACAGAAAAUAUUGACGGGGUUUUGGGGAGAGGAGCGCCUCUGUGGCGCCUCCUUUCCGCCUUGGCGAUGGGGCCAUCUCAGGCAGUGCCAAUGCUGAUUUCACAUCAUAUUUGCCGCCUCUUGCCUUGGCGUGCCAUGGUCACACCAUUUCGACAUCGUAGACCUAGCUCCUCAUCACCUUCCACCAUGCUGGAAAAUAUAGAUUUGAAAGGACGUGGUUCAGUUGUCAUUGGGCAGUCGAGAGUUGUGAGUGACACCAUGGACCAAGUCAAUAGAGCAUCAAAAUUGGUGAAAUUGAAUGGUUCACAAGCCCUACCAUCUUCACAGGCAGUAAAUGUAGUCGCACAAUUCCCGACUUCCAAUAUACCAGGAAGACAAGCCCCAAGAGCAGAAGAGACUCUGAAAUCUGACAAGCAGCAAGCUACACAGCUACAAGUCCCUUCAGAUGUCGAUCGAGCCCUGCUUCAGCAAGUCCUGAGCCUAACUCAGGAGCAACUGAGUUCCCUGCCGCCUGAUCAGCAGCAGCAACUGAUCCAACUCCAGCAAAUGCUUCGGCAGGCGACAUAGUUUAUGAUUGUUUGGUGCGGACUAUUUGUACUCCAUAUACAACAUAAAAGUCACGUCAUCCUUGUUCAAUUUCUUUUUUAGAGGAAAUUAAAAGGGCUAUAUCUUUAGGAGAUUUGCAUAUUUUUUUAAAGUGAGUAUGUCGGUCUUUAUAUGCAUGCCUGCGGGUUGUAUUCAUGUAACAUUAGGAGAAAUACAUAAAAAAGAAAGCGAGUUUUUGGUUUAUGACUUUGUUCGACUGGCUUACAGUUUUUGUGUGGCAUUUGAUCGGAAAUGCUGUGCUUGUUGAACUCCAAUGAUGUUUUUCGCGAUUUUCUUUUUGUCUUUGGCAUUGGUGGUAUUUGACGCUGAAAUUUGCUGCCCUCGGGUAGUUCGUAUGAAAUAUCACGACUUUGUUUAGCAA